CGCUGCUGCUCGCGGCACACACACCGCACUCGCACAGGACACGCAGCACCGCGUUACGGCUGUCAGGCGUUACGGGGACAGACAGCCAUGGACGUCGAUAUUUUUGGGGCACAGCGGUGUGCAGCUGUGCCGUGUGCGUGCGCGACCGCGUGCCCGAUAGGCGACGAGAUGUGACGCGAGACGGCCGCCCCGGCGACGAUUAUUCCGUUUCAACACGAAGAGAGGAGAGCGUGGCCAGAACGGGCAGAGAACGAGAGAGAAAGAGAGAGACAGAGGGAGAGGAAGAUAGAGGGAGAGAGAAAGAGAGAAGGAAAGAGAAAGAUAAAGGAAAGACGUACGUAUACACACACGGGCAAUACACGGUUGCGAUCGGUCCUGAAGCGGAUGCCUACGUACGAGAAGGUCCGUUCGUUGUGUCGGCUCCGUCAUACGUGUGUAACGCUCUUCCCGUAAGCUCGCCCGUUCAAUUGUACGUGUAAGCUUUAUUUAUCGACGAUCGUUGAUAACGAUGGAGCUCAACGGUGCGGGUACGCCCGUCGGGGCCGUGGCCUGUCCCGUGUGUACCCUGUAUUUGCGCGAGGGCAUCAGUCUGCAGAAGCAUCUGGAUACUCACCCCAAGGAACAGGUUAUAGAGGCUCUCAUUAAAGCCAGCGCCUCCACGUUACAGACCCAGCAGCACCAGCAGCAUCAACAAGCUCUACCAGCGUCAGCAGCAACGUCAUUACCAUUAUCGCUGCAGCCGCAGGCUGCGCUCCAGACCCCUACCUCCAUCCAGGCGCCCCAAGCGUCCACCCAAGUAUCGCAUAACGCGCACAUUUCCACUCACUCUCCGUAUCCCGUAGGACCCAUCUUCGAAUGUCCGCCCAUAAGCACCAUGAUGCCGCCGCAGUUCACCUCGUUCAGCUAUCAGCAAUUCGUGAACAAUGGGACCAUGAUGAUACCGCAGUACGCGAUGGCGCCGCAAGCCAAUCAGAUGAUGCAGAUGCUGUAUCCAUACGGUAUGUACCAACAGCAAAUACCCACCGUCCAAAUGAUCUCACCAGUUGCAGCUAUUCCCGGGGCGACGACGGCGACGAGGGUCCGACCGGUGGUCACCGUGGCCGGGGAGAGCAACGUCAGAACCCUGACGGUUCCUGUAAAUAGUCCCGAGCCGAAGCAGAUCCUACCGGAGAUACUGCCGGAUACGGAGCCCGACUCCGGGCAAGUUAUACCGGACGUGACCCUCUCGGCCUCGCCUGUGCUGCAAAAUGAGGAUACAUCCAUCAGAGCGAGGGAGGAGAGCGACGGCGGCGCGCUGCCGAUCGAUCACCGAGGACAGCAGACGCAGGGUUCUGCGUCUCCCGGUGAAAGCGCGGCGCAGCACGAAUACAAUGCUAUUCCUAGGUCUAUUACAAUUGCCUGCGCUAUAGAUGACACGGAUGACAAGGUGGAGAGUGUAUUGCCAGACAUGGUGGACGAGGAGGAGCCAUCGAACAACAUUUUGACCACGGACUUGCAGUGUAAAUCUGUGACGUACGAGCAAUCGGAAACGCAACAGUUUACGCAACAAGUCGUCGACGAGGGAUACGUGAGUGUAUCCGGCAGAAAAAUACCCAACGAGACGGUCGAUAUCGACUCCGUAGCUUCCGAGCGCGAAUCGGAAGUGAUGAGUGACGAAGGACCCGCGAGUCCCGGCAGCAACGUCAACAUUAACGUCGGAUCACCGCGGGAUUUGAUAGCGAUAGACGCGUUGAAGGACUCGGUCCAACCUGAGCUUAACUCGGUGGAAAAAUUGGAGAAUUUGAUAACCAUAAUGGAAACGGAGCUCAAUAACGCUUCGCUUCAGAAGGAAAGUGACACGCCGAACGAUCAGGAGAGACUGACGGACACGAAGGAGAAAACCGCUGCGGUGGAUAGGGAGGAGACUGUGAUUCACGACACGGUGGUCACGAUGCCGGGCUCCCACGAGAAGGAUCACAUAUUGCCCGACGUACGGGAGGAGAGCAAGUGGGACUCGAGCAAUUACAUACCCAACGAACUGAGAACGCUAGAGAAAACUUGUGACUCGUCGUACAGAGUAAACUGCAUGAAAAUAAAUGACGCGCUGGAAGGACUGGAGAGAACUUUUCGUUCGGAUAAUUAUAAGUAUAGUUUUUCAGCGCCCGCGUCCCCAGUCGCGAGGAAGAAGAGCCGCAGAGUCGUGCGCCGCUACAGCUCGCGAUCGGAGCAUGGGUCGUGCGAAAAUCUCAGCGUGUAUCGCUACCGUGCCGCUUUCGACGACGCCGUAACGAUGCACGAAGACGACGACGACGAAGACGACGACGACGACGACGAUGACGAGGACGACGAGGACGUGGACGAGCUCGAGAAGAUCGAGGAGGAUAACUUCGACGAGGCGGACAUGGAGAUCGACGAGAUUCCGAGUCCGCACACGCCUUUCGCGGACUGCGGCGUCAGAUCGCACACGCCGCUGUCCACGAUCAGCGGCAUUUCCGUGUUAAGAGUUAGGAAAGAUCUCAGCAAGCCGUGCUCACCCACGUCCAUGCAUUCGUUUCAUCACGUGGACAGCGAUAGCGUGACUCACGACGAGGACAGCAACGGCGUGGGUAACACCGCGGAGAAGGACCCAAUCGACUGUUCGCAGGUGGACGAGGAGAAAAUCAAGACUGAUCAUCAGCAUCAGGAGACGCAGGCGGUGGCGGUGUGCGGAAGUAUCGCCAAGGUUCAGGAGUCGAGCAGCAGUUACGCGUACCAUCAAUCAGUGAUAACCGAGCACAUCAGCUCGUUCCCCGUGAUACACUCGCAGUCGUCCGUCUUGAUGCACGAGUCGUAUUCCAUCACGACCAGCACCAAGACGCAAAACCUCCUGAAUCUCUCCGAAUCGAUAAAUCCCACAACCAGCACCGAAUCGAGAAGCUUUCACUCCGCCAAGUCGUUGACGCCGAAGCAAUCGAUGGAACUGCUCAACAUAAAUGAAGAUGCUCACGCCGGGCCAAUGAAUGUCUUUGAAUUCGACGGACUGCAAAUAUUAGUUCCUAGUUCGUUUAUAAGUGACUCGUCCCAGAAAGCGGUGAGUGCGACCAGCCAGCAAUCUAUGGCGAGUAGCGAGGGUGCAAUAGGUAUCGACGAGGAGGUGAAGAGUAUUAAUAUGCGUGCCGACGAGACCAUGCCGCCUAGGGGUGAA
Temnothorax curvispinosus is the source of this 3163-nucleotide messenger RNA. RefSeq lists its product as uncharacterized. NCBI's taxonomy places the organism in Eukaryota, Metazoa, Arthropoda, Insecta, Hymenoptera, Formicidae. The annotation marks the transcript as partial. The record is from RefSeq and is a predicted model, not a curated record. The transcript has a single exon.